This is a messenger RNA of Fraxinus pennsylvanica, 591 nucleotides long. The record is from the annotation of a GenBank genome assembly. Lineage: Eukaryota; Viridiplantae; Streptophyta; Magnoliopsida; Lamiales; Oleaceae.
AUGCCGUCGCCGAAGAUUAAUCGGAAAGGGAGCAACGAGAAGAACAAGAAGGGAAGGUUAUCUGAAAAGGCAUCGUCGUUUCAUGGGAAAAACAGCGGUGUAGUGGAGGAGAUGCUGCCGAGGCCAAGAACGGUGACGGAGUUACUGGUUAGGAAAAAAGAUGUUGUGAGUUCAACUGAAUUGGGGUUGGCGCAGGGGAAGCCGACGCUUACGAAGCUGCUUCUUAAUGUCACGAUACAGAGAAGCCUCGGAGCCGUACAGGUGUUGAUGUCGCCGGAUGCAACGGUGGAUGACUUGAUUACGGCGGCUCUACGGCAGUAUGUGAAGGAAGGCCGGCGACCUAUUAUCUCCUCCGCCGAUUCAUCCGGCUUCGAUCUCCAUUAUUCUCAGUUUAGCUUAGAAAGUUUGGAUGGGAAGGAGAAGCUUAUGUCGUUGGGGUCAAGGAAUUUCUUUCUGUGCCCAAAGAUGAUGAAGGCAGCAGCGUCCCCAGAAAGUGGCAGCGCCGCCGUGACCAUGGCGGCCUCUUCCAGCUGUUCAAAGGAAGCUGAUGAUGAGGCUAUCAAGAAAUGGUUGCCUUGGCUCAAAUUCUGA